This is a messenger RNA of Hylaeus anthracinus, 1197 nucleotides long. It is a transcript of the gene IFT20, whose product is annotated as intraflagellar transport protein 20 homolog. The record is from RefSeq and is a predicted model, not a curated record. The coding region runs from base 13 to 405 and encodes 130 amino acids. Lineage: Eukaryota; Metazoa; Arthropoda; Insecta; Hymenoptera; Colletidae. Gene Ontology annotation, cellular component: Golgi apparatus; cilium; intraciliary transport particle B. Gene Ontology annotation, biological process: protein localization to cilium; centrosome localization; intraciliary transport. The transcript is spliced from 3 exons.
UUAUUUAAGAAAAUGGCCGACUCUUUGGCAAAGUAUGGGAUUUACAUUGAUGAUUUAAGUAAGAUACGUGUAUUAGAACCGGAAGUGGCGAAUCAGACAAACAAGCUCAAAGAAGAAUGCCGGAAUUUCAUUUCGAAAAUUACCGAGUUUCAAACGAAUUCCGAUGAAUUUAUACAAAUAAUUGAUCGAUUGGCGAACGAAGUGGAAAAGGAGAAAAUGAAAACGAUUGGAACCCGAAAUUUACUUCGUUCCAUGGCGAAAGAAAGAGAGGCUCAAAAACAACAAAUUCAGGCGCAAAUUGUUGAGAGAUCUAUGGAGCUUGAGAGACUUCGUAUACAAUAUGAUUCUUUAAAAAAAAUUGAAAUAGAACAGUUAGAAACCAUUGAACAAUUAACUGUGAAUUAAAAACUUGAAUCAGUUAAAAGAAUUGUAAUUAAUUGUAAUUUUCGAUUUAAGGAGCGCAAGUAAAAUUACAAAAAUAAUUAGAGCGACAUAUAUUAUGAAACAAGAUAUUUAUACAUAAGUUUAUGACGAAGUUUGCAGUUAAGACGGUAUCGGGGUUUAAACCCUUCUUAAUAAGACGGCGUCGAAUGUACAUACAUAUUGUGAAGGUUCUCAACCCCUGAAUCAGAAAGGCACAUCAGUUAAUUCUGACAAUGAGUGAUACUAGGUACUGCUUCUAGUAUUCAUAUGCUAUUGAUCUCCUUGACAAUAGUGUUAUUUUCUCCUUUUCGUAAAUGUUACGAUUAUUUUCUUUCUAUAAUUAAGAACAGUUUUUCAUACAAUUACUGUCUACUAACAGCCGCAAUUACAUGUGAGCAUUGGUAAAAGAUGAAUAACAAUAAAAAAGUCUAAAGCAAGUUGUGAAGAUACCGCGGAUAAUUUAUAUUAAUUGUUUAUCCAACAGCUAUACUGUUUUAGUGAACAGAAACGUUGCAUUUUGUAAAUACGCAAUCGUUGCGGUAUUCUAUAUGAUGAAAUAGUGGUAUAAUGAAACCAUGUUUGUGAGAUAACAAAUAUCUUGUGAAGCAGUAUUUCUAUAUUUUACUUAUUAAAAAUGUUUCUUAUUUAUGUAUCAUCACCAUGUAAAAAAGAAAUCGAACUAGUCAUAUAGAUGAAAAACUAUGUAAGCACAUAGUGUGGAUAUAACGAUUUCGACUGAAAUAAAGUACAUACUUCUUAAAAACAGAUAAAUAA